AUGUCGUACACUCAAUACGACCAAUAUGGCGGGAAUCCAUACAACAAUGGACCCAAUGCGGAGAAUGGACAAGGCGGAGGCCAACCAGGCACACAAAACCUUCAACAUGAGAUGUCCAAUUAUUCCGCGACGUCCAACUACUCCAAUGCCGGCGCUCCCGCGGCUCCAACAUCUUCGACCGUCCUCUCACAACAAGACUUCCUCGCCCGCGUCGAUUAUGCCAAAUCCGAGAUCCGUGGCCUAAGCUCGAACAUCCAGGAAAUCGCGUCGCUACACCAGAGGGCUCUGUCGUCGCCAGAUAGCAACUCAUCCGCCCAGCUUGAGAGCCUCGUUACGCAAACACAGCUGACAAACACCAAAAUCAGAGAUCAGAUCAAAUACUUGGAGUUGGAUGCCCUGAAGACGCAAGAUGGAACGAAGAGCGUGAAGGCGAGACAGGCGAAACAACUGAAAGGCGAAUUUGAGAAGAGCUUGAAGGAAUACCAGUCAGAAGAAGUUCAAUACAGACAACGAUACCGUGACCAAAUCGCAAGACAGUACCGCAUUGUCAAUCCGGAAGCUUCGGAGGCCGAGGUUCAAGAAGCAUCUGAAUUGGACUGGGGAUCCGAGGGUGUUUUCCAGACUGCACUCAAGAGUAAUCGUUCAGGACAAGCUUCAUCUGUUCUUGGCGCCGUCCGUGCUCGUCACAAUGAGCUUCAGCGUAUCGAGGCUACUCUUACCGAGCUUGCUGCUAUGUUCGCCGAUAUGGCUCAGAUCGUGGAGGCUCAAGAUCCCGUGAUUGAACAUACCGAGCAGAAUGCCAUCCAGACGGCCGAGGAUGUGAAUAAAGGAAACACAGAGAUCGACAAGGCGAAUGAGCAUGCCAGACGCAGAAACAGACUAAAGUGGUGGUGCUUGUUGGUCGUCGUUCUCAUCGUUUUGGCUAUUGCCCUUGGCGUAGGAUUGGGGGUUGGAUUGGCAAAGUCGAGCACCUCGUAG
This is a messenger RNA of Cadophora gregata, 978 nucleotides long. RefSeq lists its product as uncharacterized. Gene Ontology annotation, biological process: exocytosis; intracellular protein transport; vesicle fusion. The transcript is spliced from 3 exons. The record is from RefSeq and is a predicted model, not a curated record. Bases 1 to 978 code for a protein of 325 amino acids. Gene Ontology annotation, cellular component: plasma membrane; endomembrane system; SNARE complex. Gene Ontology annotation, molecular function: SNARE binding; SNAP receptor activity. Lineage: Eukaryota; Fungi; Ascomycota; Leotiomycetes; Helotiales; Ploettnerulaceae.